GGAAACUGUAUUCAUGAAAUUGCAUUUCACGUCGAUAUGACUCAUUUUUGAGCAUUUUUUUUUUGGGAACAGCGGACACCCCUUCAGUCGGCAUAAAUGGUACUUUCCAGGAAGUAGUACGCAAUGUGCAACCUAGUGGUUUAUCUUUGUCGCUUAGUGAAACAAGUGAGUUCAGUCAACUGAAGUCCCGCUGGAAAUUGAUAAAACAUUAUCUUAAACAUGCUAGCUUGUUUAAACGAAUAAAGCAGAGUUUAAGUUUCGUAAGCAGCUAAAUAACGGUAUCUGCUCCUCCUGGUGGUAAGCUAUCAUGCCAGACUGGGUCAGUCUGUGUGUGCUCAUUAGCUUGUUAAGUCUGUUAAUUGUGGCUGGUCUACUUUUAUAUUCCGGACUCCUCUGUGACAUUACUGUGCAAACUGGCUGUCCUCCCGUAAAAAAGAUCACCUUCGCCUAUAAGUUCAAAGAAGGACCGUACAAAGACUGUGGACAACUUUUCAAGGAGUCUCACUGUAUUGGUCCAGGACUCCCACAUGUCGGCGUGUUUUAUGAUGACCCCAGAAAGGUACCUGGAGCACAGUGCCGCUAUGCUGUCGGCAGUAUUCUGAGUGAAGGAGAAAACGAGGCCGACGGGGAGCUUCUAAAGCGCUACGAGACAUCUGGUUUUAAUGUCUUCUCCUUUCCCGAAGUCACACACGUGGUCACUACAUCAUUCCCCAACAGGACGUUUUUGUCCAUGCUCCUGGCAGUAUUGAGAGUCUACCCACGGCUAAACCAUUACAUCAAGGAAAGGAGGCUGUGUGCUCACCCGUUCCUUGAAAUCUACAGAAAAGGUCAGAUCCAGUUCAUGGCCCCUUUGGCUCGACAAGGAGAUUUUUAUGUGCCGGAAGUCCGACCGGUAGAAAGGAGGCUGUCGGAACAAGAUGAGUCGCAUAGUGACACGGAUGUCUCAGGUGCAGACUCGAACAGUGAAUACAGCUCAGGGAGUGGGGUUCUCCUGUCAGACAGCAGAGAGACGUCACUGGCAGCAUCCUCGGUCCAUUCGGUGCCCGUCCAAGAUAAAGGGAAGAGAAACUACAGAGGGAGAAGCUCUGGGGGAAGCUCAUUUAAAGAGCUGGAUUGGGAGCAGACUGGUGGCCGGCAGGACGAGAGAGACGAGCAGCUUCAUGGAGACAACCAGAAGAGCCUGGAGGCUCCCACUCAGGAGUGGUGGGGUGUGGUUGGAGGAGAGGAGUGAAAGGUCAGAGAGAUGUAUUAGCUCAGGGGGAGAGAAUAAAAGAAGAUUCUCAAGAAAAGAUUCAAGUCAACAAUGCAUUAGUAUAAUACCUUGAGACCUCUCCGCUCUGGAAGCACAUUUUUUCUUACAGAAGAUGCUGAAAGUUGUGAAAAUAGUUUUGUUUUUGAGAUGUUAAAUGAUUUACUAAACCAACUGGAUGUUGUAGUUUGUAAUCCUUUUCACUCAAUUUUGAGUAAACAGUGAAUUUGUUGGAGACAGCUUUUAGCCACAGAUCAAACCACAUUUGGUGUUUUAGUGAUAACUUGCUGCAUCCAGAAGAUUACAUGUAAUUACAGCACAUGGUUCAUGCUCAUCAUAACGAAGGAACAUGUAACCAAGUGCAAAUGGGUGAACAACAGAAGAGGUUUAGGAAUAUGCUAAGUCACACCUAAACUACAGGACUUGUUUCCAGGAUGAGUUUAUGUUCCCUUUUGAUCUUUUCAUUUGAUUUGUUAAAAACUCUGUAAUACCAUUAGAUCUGUUCUUUUUCUCUUAAUCGCAGUUUUAAAAUGAAAGUAUUUAUCUGUUUCAAAAUCACUUUUGAUAACUGAAAACGAUCCACUUGAAAGUACCCUGAAGUUCUUGAAACAUGUUUGCAAAAAUGAUGCUGUUCAAAAUGUAUGAGAUGACUGAAGUGAGUAUUUGUUAACCAAAACAUUUUACUUGAAUAUCAAUCUGCGCGGUUUUGAGGAUGACUGAGUUGUUGGACAAGUUGUUGUUACUUUGGUGUACUGAGUGAAACAUUAUCUUUCUACUGAACAAAGUACUGUGCAAAAGAUUUAAGUACUUCUAAAACAAUGCUGUAGGAUACUUACAAAAACAGGUACCAUGUAAACAGAAAAGACCUCCCUCAAGAGUUUUCAAGAAAUGCAAUUUGGUGCGCUGCCCUUCAAGCAGUAGCAGUUCUCCAGGUACUGGCAGGUAUUUCUUCAAAUCGUUUUUGAGAAUUUUCCACAGUUAAUCUGUGGAUUUAUCUCCUCAUGUGAUCCCAUACCGACUCCAUGAUGUCGUCAUUCUGCCAAAGAAUUCAGGAUUGGUCAAAUGCUUUCCUCAUGGUAUUGUGUGUUGGAUAAAAAUCAUCUCUACUUCUUGGUAUUGACAAAACACCAAUUCACACCAAAUCGCCAACUCCCAUUUGAAGAAAUGUUGAACCAAACAAAACAGUCAUACCUGUGGUGUUCUCCAGCCCUUUGCUGGAAAAACUUGUCCUCUGUUAGACCACAAGCUGUCAAUUUUCUGCACCCCAGUGUUUUCAUUUUCAUUCUCAGUUCUGUUUGAAAUGUUCACAUUUUCAACAAGCUCACAUUUAUAGUGAGGCUGUUCCGAAAUGUUUUUGUGAAACAUCUGAAGUGCCUAAAACAUUUGCACAGCACUGUGCAUGCAGGGAAUCCAAUUCAUUUCAACUGUAUGUUCUGACUUUUUUUUUAAUUAUUGUUACACAAAGGGCUGUAAUUUCAUCUAGUAAUAACUGACACGGGACAUUGAGAUGACUUGACUUGGCAGAGUGAUCAGUGUUGUGUUUUGAACAAUUUCUUUUGCUGUAUUAUUUGUCUUUGUACUGGGCUGUGUGUUGUAGCUUUCACUGAUGAUGUACAAAUUUUAAAUGAAAAUAUACUUUGCUUCCAAAGAUAGUGAUGUGAAUAAAUGCAGUUACCUGUC
Molecule: messenger RNA, 2929 nt
Organism: Acanthochromis polyacanthus (spiny chromis)
Lineage: Eukaryota; Metazoa; Chordata; Actinopteri; Pomacentridae
Product: testis-expressed protein 264 homolog
Exons: 4
Coding region: 308-1231 (307 amino acids)
Biological process (GO): protein-DNA covalent cross-linking repair; reticulophagy
Cellular component (GO): nucleus; endoplasmic reticulum membrane; replication fork
Source: RefSeq, a predicted model, not a curated record